This is a messenger RNA of Pieris napi, 4283 nucleotides long. RefSeq names its product DNA-binding protein Ewg (gene ewg). Gene Ontology annotation, molecular function: RNA polymerase II cis-regulatory region sequence-specific DNA binding; DNA-binding transcription factor activity, RNA polymerase II-specific. Gene Ontology annotation, cellular component: nucleus. The coding region runs from base 361 to 1989 and encodes 542 amino acids. The transcript has 14 exons. The record is from RefSeq and is a predicted model, not a curated record. Gene Ontology annotation, biological process: regulation of transcription by RNA polymerase II. Lineage: Eukaryota; Metazoa; Arthropoda; Insecta; Lepidoptera; Pieridae.
CCCCGCAAAGCGAGGGGCUAUUUCCCUUUCCAUCCGAAAAGAAAAUUACCGCGCAGGCUCGUACAAAAUGGCGUCGUUUAGUUAUGAAGUGUACAAUGUUCACAUAUCGAACUUACCGAUCGAUAUCAAUGGAGGAUUCGCGUUUUUCGGCGAUCCCUGUGCUCUGUCUGAAUUAAGUGUUUUCGGUGUCCAGUGGAGAGUUAAGGUAUUCAAAGGUGCCUUUUUGAAGAAGUUACAUCACAGUGGUCUUCCGGAGCCUGAAAUUAGAGUAUAAAAUGUGUUUCAAAUCACGCAGUGCUUAAAAGAAAACUUCACUAAAGUUAGAAAAAUUGCUUGUUGAAACUGAGCAAGCAGUGCCAAAUGGUCCUGGAUAACAAGCAGGACGACGACUCAGACACCAACAUGAACUCCUUGGUCAGCACAGAGUCCAUGGACACCGGAGAAGAGGAUAUGUCUCAAGUGGAUGGAUGUGGGUUAAGUGGUGCAUCUGAUGAUGACGAAGAAUGUGCAUCCUCACCAGCUGGCUCCGCAUAUGAAGAUGCUGGAGAUGUCAUCAAGAGUGCUAUGAGCGAUGAAGUCACCAAGCAACUUGCAGCUGCUGGUCCCGUGGGGAUGGCUGCUGCAGCCGCUAUAGCAUCAUCAAAGAAACGUAAGCGACCACAUUCAUUUGAAACCAACCCGUCAGUAAGGAAAAGACAUCAAAAUCGUCUACUACGAAAACUUAGACAAACCAUAGAAGAAUUCGCAACUCGCGUCGGUCAGCAGGCUGUGGUACUGGUAGCGACCCCCGGCAAACCCAACACAUCGUAUCGAGUUUUCGGUGCGAAGCCGCUAGAAGAUGUGGUGCGAAAUUUGCGCUGCAUGAUCAUGGAGGAGUUGGAGAAUGCGCUUGCACAGCAGUUCGGGCUGGGCUCGGGCCCGCAGGCGCCGCCGCCGCCACAAGAUGACCCUUCGCUCUUCGAGCUGCCGCCUCUCAUCAUCGACGGCAUCCCCACGCCCGUCGAGAAAAUGACGCAGGCGCAGCUCCGCGCCUUCAUUCCGCUCAUGCUUAAGUACUCUAUGGUUCGCGGAAAGCCUGGCUGGGGUCGUGAGUCGACGCGUCCGCCUUGGUGGCCCAAGGAUCUGCCCUGGGCCAACGUACGAAUGGAUGCGCGAUCGGAGGACGAGAAACAAAAGAUGUCAUGGACACACGCGCUCCGUCAGAUAGUGAUUAACUGCUACAAGUAUCAUGGGCGAGAAGAUCUUUUACCUGCCUUCACUGAAGAUGAUGAUGAUAAGCAUACGAGAGCGUUGUCGCCAUCCUCGUCAUGUAUGCCUAGUGGUAGUUGCAACUCGAGUGGUUCGGGCAAGCAUAGCUCACAAGCAGUGCUUACUUCGCAGCAAGUCUGCAUUGAUCAAAUGACACUCGCCGAUGUCGAUAUGUCUCAGUACGCGCCAGCGGUUCUUCAAACAAUAACAAACCCAGAUGGUUCAGUCUCGUUGAUACAAGUGGACCCUAAUAGUCCAAUCAUCACGUUGCCUGAUGGAACUACUGCGCAAGUUAUUCAUAGUACAGAUGGCGGUGCCGUGGUAAGCGGAAUGAAUGUUAGUGGCUUGGACGGUGAAGGAGUCUCUGUAGACCUCAAUGAAGCUGGACUGAAUUCUGACACGCAGAUUAUCCUCACCACUGAUGAUGGACAUGGUUACCCGGUAUCCGUGUCGGGCGUUAUAACAGUGCCAGUGUCGGCCUCGGUCUAUCAAUCAAUGGUUGCUUCAAUGCAACAGCAAGAUGGCGUCUGCGUCGCACCGCUUGUUCAGGUGGAUCAGAACGGCGAAGGUCUGGAAACGAUUUCAAUGGGCGGGGGCGUGGCUCAGGUGAUGUUGCAGCAUGGUGGGGAAGGCGGUCAAGUCUUGCAAGUACUGAGUUUAAAGGACGCGACUGCGCUUACCAAGGCCAUGCAACAGCAGCAAGUAAAGUCAGAGCGCGAAGCUGUGGCGGCUGACUCCUAGCUAUUAAGUCUUGUGGCGGAGCCUGAGCGCACGUCACAACAAGCGCCAUCUAUGCCGGACGAUCUUGACGAGAACUAGUGCAGGCCAUAUAGUCCGGUCAAAUUAGACAUAGAAAUAGUGGUCAAAUAACAAAAAUUCCCGGAGAGCCAAAAGUUGGUGGGGAACUGAGGUUUACCAUUAUAAAUAAAGUUUUAAAAAUCCCCAUCGAUCCUAUGUGUGCUACAAAAGUUAUUCGGAGUCAAAGGUCAAAAUUUGACUCUCAGCAUCGCGAUAUCUCAGGAAUGGUAACUCUUAGGAAAAAAUCAUGAAUACCAUUUUGUAGAGAAUUUUAUGAUCUACAACUUUGUCCUGAAACUUUUUUUUUAUAACUUUUACCUUUUUCGAGAAAAAUUCAAAAACCUCAAUUUUUGACCUUUGACCCCGAAUAACUUUUGUAGCUAUAGGAUCGAUGGGGAUCUUUAAAACUUUAUUUGUAAUGGUAAACCCCAGCUCUCCACCAAUUUUUGGCUCUCCGGGAAUUUUUGUUAUUUCACAUGUCUAUAUUGACCAGACUAAUAUUGUUAUAAGAUCCAGAGGGUUUAAGCGCCAUUUGUAUGGAUAACUUUUAAACAAAUCGUUAAAGUUCGAAAAUAGCUUAAUUCUUAUUAUUCCCGAUUAUUUCGUGUAACAUUCGCGCUUUCCUACGGCACUUCUAUCUUCUGUGAUUACAGUUCAUUAAUAUCGACCGUGACUUUUUUAAGUACACGAAAUACCAGUCGUAUUUGUCGCGAGUUGAGUAAGGCUACGUUCAGAUGGCAAAAAUUUGACGCGCGUUUUCAAAUCGCGCGACUAGACAUGGUAUUUUCAUACAACUGUUCACAUGAGCGCAAGUUAACGCGCGUUAUCGAGCGUUAACGCUCUCUAGAAAAAGUCUCUAGACGCAGGUGAUCGCGCGUUGACAUGUAUGUAACGUCCGUUAUCCGUAGACUUUUCAGUUGAGCGCGCGCUUUCAUCGCGAUGUACGAUCUUCCACGUCCAUUUUCUAAGCUCUGUCGAAACAGACUGACGAGCUCUCUCACAAUUCGCAACGCGCGUUAGCGCUUGUCAUCUGAACUCUUUAUAAAUUUGGGCGCGCGUUGACCUGCGUUAACGCGCGUUACUUGUGAACUUAGCCUUAAAGCUCUCAAAAGCCCUUUUGAUCUACGACUCGAAGCAAGUACGAUUGUUUAUUUUAUCGAUUUUCAGAAAUGUUUAGAACUUAUGUAAUAUAAAACAAAAGUUGAUCUUCGAAAUUUCUAGAUUAAUCUAUUAAAAUAUAGUAAUUCGAAAAUGUCGUAUCGGCGUUAAAAGUUAAGACAAUCCGAAUAAUUAGUUAAAAAUUGUCCAUGAUCUCAACGAUCAAGCAAACUAGCGUAAUAUUUAUUUUCGUUUUUGUGCAAUAUUUGUUCCGGUAUUUUAUUUUACCUACAUUCCUUUAUUUAGGUGCAAUUUUGUUUUAAGUAUAACUUAUUUUUACGUAUUCUAGUCGAAUCGAGUCAUAGUAAAACAAUCUAGUCUAAACAAUAAUGUAAAAUACAUUCUUAGGAGAAUUAAAACUUUAAUUUGUAUUUAAUUUUAGUACGGUUGGGUUUCUACUAAUCCCCUAAAGUAUUUGAAGUCAUUUUUGACUGAAUACUUUUUAGUAUAUGUGUACCAAUAUACCAAAAUCUUAACUGAAUACCGAAUAACACAAUAUAUAAUAACUGAAUAACAUAUACUGAAGUACCUAAAUGUUUUACACUCGCCCUCCAGUAUUCCAGUUGUUGAAUUUUAAUGGUUGCCAUAGACUAAUCUUUUACCGCCAUUCGUUUAAAAAUGGUCAGGUGACAAUAGUAUUUCCUCGUAUAUCCAGUGGAAAUCCAACCAAAAAAACCUUGCAGGGUUUAAAGAUCCAUUUAUUGCUGUUUGAAAUGUAUAGAUGUUACAUUUAGAAAUCUAUUACGCCGACUAUCGAGUGGCCAUAUUGAUUACUUAAGCCUAUAUAUUAAUAGGUUAAGUUUAAAUAAUAAUUUAUAAAUCUUAAUAUAUUCUUAGCCAAGUAUAGAUAAUAAGGUGUAGUCAUCAUAGAAAGUACAAAUCUUUAUUAUUGAGUAAUUUAUAUGUAAGAUUAAUUUAUUUUGUUUUUAAUUUUAUAUUUUAUUUGUUCACUUGUGUUCAUUAAUUUAUUUAAAUAUACAUGAAGAAAAAGCACAAUUUUGUUGUUAAGUGAUGAUUAAUUGUAACUGUAAAUAUAGUAUGAAUGCGUGUAUAUUGCAAUUAAUAAAGUAUUUACGUAA